ACAAACUUUCUACUCUUACUACUAUACACAAACAAAUUCACAAUUUUUAUUCCUUUUUUUAGAAAGAUCUGAAAAUAAACGAGAAAAACAAACAAAACAAAAAAAAAAAACCUUGGAGCUUUGGCUUUUUUUGUUUUUGUCGUGUUACUCGCAAAGCACUUUUAGUUAAGAUUCGUGUAUUACUGUUGAAGUUGUGAAGAAAUGUGUUUCGUUUUGAAUUUGAUUGACUUGAUCCGUUUGAUACACUGGGGAUGUAGCUUCCUCACUCUUGAAUUUUGAGGUAGCUGCUGCGAAUGGCGGGAGAGUUUCAAGAGCCUUUCAACAUUAGUUUUCUGACAGAAUCUUUGCAUUCUGGUUCUAUAUCAUUUGGCAGAUUUGAAAAUGAGCCCUUAGCUUGGGAAAGGAGAUCCUCUUUCUCACACAAUAAAUAUCUUGAAGAGGUUGAGAAAUUCUCGAAACCAGGUUUAGUUAUAGAGAAGAAAGCUUACUUUGAAGCUCACUUCAGGAAGAAGGCACUUCUUCUCCAAGGUUCAUCCGAGGGCCAAACUGGAGGUGAAGAUCAAACCUGUGAGAAUGAUGCCGCGGAGAACGAGGGUUACAGAGAAUACCAAGUGGUUGAAAAUCAUGCUGCUGAGAACAAGCAUUAUGAAGAAGGAUCUGAUAGUUUAAGUAAAGAUAGCCAUUGCAAUCAUUUUGGUGAGAAUGGCUUGGAUGAUGCAGAUUGUAGGGAAGAUUUUUGUUGUGGAAAUGGAAAUGAAGGGAACCAGUCUGGUGAUGCAAAUGAAGGUAGCCUUUGUGCUCACUUUGAUAAUGGUCUUGAAGAUUCAAAAUAUCAUACUGAGGGUGCAUUGAUUGAAUGUGGACUGGAAUAUCCUGGAGGUUUAUCUACUUAUGAAACUCAUGUUUUGGUCCCUGGAGAUGUUAAACCUGAGGAGUCUCCUGAAAGUGAAAUUGGAUGCGAUACACCACUUAUUAGCAACGAUAAGCCAGAUAAAAAGAUAGAGGAAAACCAUGAUGACAAUGCAGUUAGUAUUGAUGAAUCAUUUAAGUCCAGGAAUCCAUCUCCCUGUAGUGGAACCACUGGAGAAGUUGAUCCUGCUAAGUUAGAGAUUCGGCAAAAUCAUUCUCCUAAGUUGAAGCCUGCUAUUGUAAAAGCUACUAAACCGAGGUUGAAGUCUCCAAGUCCUGAUCAUUCCCGGAAAAAUAUUUCUUCUGAUCCUUCAAAAGCAGCUGCAAGGGUUCUAGAAAGAAAGGAAAAAGAGAUCAAUAGGAGAACAAAAGCAGAAAAUUUACCAUCGCGAACUGCCACUCCAACUAGACGUCUAAUGCACAGAUCUCCAAACAAAGAGGAUUCUGAAAGAGAUAAUGCAAAAUUAAACACUGAGCAUAAAAGCGUAAAAGGAGCAAUGGCGAAGAAAGUAAUUGAAGCUCGACCUUCUUUAUCUAAGAAGAUUGAACCUGUUGCUCACCAGACACCAAAUAGGCUGAAGCAGACUAUCAGUUCAUCUAAGGCAGAUGUAAAGUCAAGUGCUGGAGCAUUUCAAUUCAAAAGUGGUGAACGAGCUGAAAGGAGAAAAGAGUUCUCCAUGAAAGUAGAAGAGAAAAUGCAUUCCAAAGAGGUUCAGAUGAAUCAGAUUCAAGCAAGAAAGCAAGAGAAGACAGAGGCAGAAAUUAAGCAAUUGCGGAAAAGCCUUAAUUUCAAAGCAAAACCCAUGCCUUCUUUCUAUCAUGUUGCUACAGCACCAGGGUCCAAUGGAAACAAGGCUGCAUCAUCUACCAUAAAACCAGCUAAAGUACUACCAAAAGCAGCAAGUCCAGGAGUAGGAGCUACCGUAAGAUCACCACCACUCUCCAAGCAAGCAAAUAAAGAGGUCUUUUCUACUGGUGAGUUGAAUUUUUGUAGAGUUGAGUCAUCAUCUAAGUCUGGCAUCAUAUCCUCCACUCCACCAACUGGUAGUCCCGGCUCCUCUGCAUCUCUAACACAAAACAUCGUCCUUUUGAAGAAAGAGAGAGGGAAAGAGGGCAGUAAUUUGCCAAAACAUGGAACAUCAGAGAAGGGUAAGGUCAUAAAAGAUCGUAAGAAUGGUGGGAUGCCAAAAGUAGGAGCUGAGAGAAUGAAGAAGAAUAACAUGAAAAGUGCUGGAAUUGUUGCUAAUGCCAGUGGUUCUAGUAUAGGUCGUUUGACAGUAGUGGCUUCCUGAAACAAUCAGCCAUGGUUGUUCAUUUCAUUUUAGGCAGGGCAGCCAACGCAGGUAUCUUGGAAUUAUCAAAUCAUGUGUUGCGCCUUACCAGGAAUGUGGAUGGUGUUAGGUUUUACAUAGAAUACCAGAGGGAAAUAGCGAAAUGGCAAAGCCAAUUAAUAGAUUGUUGAUAGUAGUCUACUCCUGACUCAAAACAACUCAAGUUAAACGGCGCUAAUGUAACAAAUAUAGCUAGCUGGAAUGCUAGUCAAUAAUGGUGGCUUUGUUAUUGUUGUUGAAAA
This is a messenger RNA of Gossypium raimondii (Peruvian cotton), 2482 nucleotides long. Its product is annotated as protein WVD2-like 7. The transcript is spliced from 9 exons. The record is from RefSeq and is a predicted model, not a curated record. Bases 294 to 2201 code for a protein of 635 amino acids. NCBI's taxonomy places the organism in Eukaryota, Viridiplantae, Streptophyta, Magnoliopsida, Malvales, Malvaceae.